GGCGGUGGACCGCGGGGGCGCGGGGCGGGGCCUUGCCGGGACCCGGAUGCGGCCCCGCCUCCCCGCCGCGGAACCGGAAGCGGAGCCGGGCGCCGGGAGCAGCGGGCGCGGCGGGGCCGGGACCGAGCGGGCCCGGACGGACCCCAGGCGGCGACGGAAUCGCUCCAGAUGCCUGGAAUUUCCUCAUCGGAUCACUGCGUUUCAGACAGGGACCUGUGAGCAGCCUUUCACCUUGGGGUAGGAAGAAAGAUGUGGAAAGCUUCGGCGGGCCACGCCGUGACCAUCCCCCAGGACGACGGGGGCGCCGAUGACUGGGAGACCGACCCCGAUUUUGUGAACGACGUGAGUGAGAAGGAGCAGAGAUGGGGGGCCAAGACCGUGCAAGGGUCUGGGCACCAGGAGCACAUCAACAUACACAAAUUGAGAGAGAAUGUUUUUCAAGAACACCAGACCCUGAAGGAGAAGGAGCUUGAAACGGGACCAAAAGCCUCUCACGGUUACGGCGGGAAGUUCGGCGUGGAGCAGGACCGCAUGGACAAGUCAGCCGUCGGCCACGAGUAUCAGUCGAAGCUCUCCAAGCACUGCUCCCAGGUCGACUCCGUCCGGGGCUUUGGAGGCAAGUUUGGUGUCCAGGUGGACAGAGUUGACCAGUCUGCUGUGGGCUUUGAAUACCAGGGGAAAACCGAGAAACACGCCUCGCAGAAAGAUUACUCGAGUGGCUUUGGUGGCAAGUACGGUGUGCAGGCGGACCGCGUGGACAAGAGUGCCGUGGGCUUCGACUAUCAGGGCAAGACGGAGAAGCACGAGUCGCAGAAAGAUUACUCCAGGGGCUUCGGGGGCAAGUACGGCAUCGACAAGGACAAGGUGGAUAAAAGUGCCGUCGGCUUCGAGUACCAAGGCAAGACGGAGAAGCACGAAUCCCAGAAAGACUAUGCGAAAGGGUUUGGAGGAAAGUUUGGCGUGCAGACGGACAGACAAGACAAGUGUGCUCUUGGCUGGGAUCACCAGGAGAAACUGCAGCUGCACGAGUCCCAAAAAGAUUACAAGGCUGGUUUCGGAGGCACAUUUGGUGUUCAGUCCGAGAGGCAGGACUCCUGUGCUGUGGGGUUUGAGUACAGGGAGAGACUGGCCAAGCACGAGUCCCAGCAAGACUAUUCCAAAGGAUUCGGCGGAAAAUACGGGGUGCAGAAGGAUCGGAUGGAUAAGAAUGCUUCCACCUUCGAGGAUGUCGCCCAGGGGGCCCCUGCUUAUCAGAAGACCAUCCCCGUUGAGGCAGCAAACAGCAGAACCAGCAACAUUAGAGCGAACUUUGAAAACCUGGCGAAGGAGAAGGAGCAGGAGGACAGGCGGAAGGCGGAAGCGGAGAGGGCGCAGAGAAUGGCCAAGGAGAGACGGGAGCAGGAAGAGGCCCGGAGGCAGCUACACGAGCAAGCCCAGGCCCAAGCCCAAAAGCAAACCCCCCCGGCGUCUCCCACCCCUCAGCCGGCUGAGGAGAGGCCGCCCUCAAGCCCCGUCUAUGAGGACGCGGUUUCAUUCAAGGCUGAGCCGCAGCCCACAUACAGCGUGGAGGCCGCCGACUACCAAGAGGCUGGUGGCCAGCAGGGGCUGGCCUACGCCCCGGACGCCGUCUAUGAGGCCGCAGAGGCCCCGGGCCACUAUCAAGCAGAGGAGAACACCUACGACGAAUACGAAAACGACCUUGGGAUCACGGCUGUCGCCCUCUACGACUACCAGGCUGCGGGUGACGACGAGAUCUCCUUCGACCCCGACGACAUCAUCACCAACAUAGAGAUGAUCGAUGACGGCUGGUGGCGGGGGCUCUGUAAGGGCAGGUACGGGCUCUUCCCGGCCAACUACGUGGAGCUGCGGCAGUAGGCCCGCCGGCCCUGCGCCACGCGUCACUCCCGCCGUCCGUGGGUUUCCGGGGCCGGGAGGGCCGUGGACGUACCGCUUUUAUAUUUAAUACUUCUGCUGAUGCUUUUGGAAAUGUUUAUGCCACAGAAUUUGCUAAUAUAUUGUAAUCACGUUCCUUA
Neofelis nebulosa (Clouded leopard) is the source of this 2033-nucleotide messenger RNA. RefSeq names its product cortactin (gene CTTN). Gene Ontology annotation, molecular function: actin filament binding. The transcript has 18 exons. Gene Ontology annotation, cellular component: lamellipodium; actin filament; focal adhesion. The record is from RefSeq and is a predicted model, not a curated record. The coding region runs from base 250 to 1875 and encodes 541 amino acids. Gene Ontology annotation, biological process: regulation of actin filament polymerization. Lineage: Eukaryota; Metazoa; Chordata; Mammalia; Carnivora; Felidae.